This is a messenger RNA of Manis pentadactyla (Chinese pangolin), 2532 nucleotides long. It is a transcript of the gene SH2D6, whose product is annotated as SH2 domain containing 6. Bases 303 to 1505 code for a protein of 400 amino acids. The record is from RefSeq and is a predicted model, not a curated record. The transcript is spliced from 18 exons. Lineage: Eukaryota; Metazoa; Chordata; Mammalia; Pholidota; Manidae. Gene Ontology annotation, biological process: intracellular signal transduction; cell surface receptor protein tyrosine kinase signaling pathway. Gene Ontology annotation, cellular component: cytoplasm.
CAGCUGAAGGAAGCCUGAGCCCUUGACCAGCUUGGGGGCCUAGGCAUGGAGGGGAGCUUUUGAUUCUGUGGGGCAGCAGGGCUGGAGAUGGCAGCUAUGGGAGGCAAUGCAGAGGAGGCUACGGAGAGUUGGGGCUGAGCCCUGGGAGUGGCACGGGGAAGUUGGUCUGGGGUUGGAAUCCACAGCAGGCCACCUUCCUGGUGCCUGCAAGAUGCAAAUGAUGAGAACAAUGGGGCCUCUGUGCCCAGGCCAUUAGUGGCAGAGCCUGAGCUCUAGAGAGGCAUAGCUGCUUCACCAUAGCCAUGGACAGGCUCAGUGGGAGCAAGCCCCGGUUGGAGCCACCCCUCCCACCCCUCAGAUACGUAGACUCCCCAGCGUGGAAAAAAGAUGACCCCCACCCAUCUCCUCUUCCUGCCCCUGGGACCUGGAGACACAGGCAUCCCUUCCCAGAAGCCCAAGAGGUGGAGGAAGAGGAGGAGGAUAAUUAUGAGCUGCCACCCUGUGAGGCUCUGCCCCUCAGUCUAGCCCCCGCCCACCUUCCUGGCACCGAGGAGGGUUCCUUAUACCUGGAUCACUCUGGCCCCCAGGGCCCGUCCAAGUCGCCACGACCGCGGCCCCAGCCCAGGACGGUGAACAGCCCGCACCCCCAUCCAGUCCCUCCUUCCCCACCCGUCCCACCCCAGGCCACCAUUUCCCAGUGGCUGAAGGCGGCACUGAGCCUGCAGGAGGCCAUGAAACAGGGACAGUCCCCUGGGAGGCGAGAGCUGGGUGCCUCAGCCAGAGUGGUGACAGGCCCUCCAAAGAAACCUGAUGAGGACAUCUACCUGGAGUGUGAGCCCAGUCCAGUCCCGGUCUUUACUCAGACUCUGAGCUCCCAAGUCCUGAUGCCCCUAGUCCCUCUGCCAAGGACAUCAGUGGUGCCCAGGCCCACCGUAGCCCCCCAGGAAGCUCAGAAUGGAGCAGAAAAUGCCACCUAUAAAGAGUCUGCACCAAAGCAGGAAAUUCCCAGCCUGUACUUCAAGAUCUCCCCUAAUUUUGGGGUCCCGUGUGGCCUAGCUGGUGGGUCCCACCAGAGCCCGACACCUGCCAGAAGGAGAUCCUCUUUUUCCUCUGCAGCCCCCACCUGGAGCGCCUCUGCUGCUGAGGACAGCAGCCUGCUGGGUCAGCCUUGGUACUCAGGGAACUGUGACCGUCAUGCUGUUGAGAGUGCUCUGCUCCGAUUCCAAAAGGAUGGGGCCUACACCAUACGCCCCAGCUCAGGGCCUCAUGCCUCCCAGCCCUUCACCCUGGCAGUGCUUCUCCAUGGCCGGGUCUUCAACAUUCCCAUCCGAAAGCUAGAUGGUGGGCGCUGUUAUGCCCUGGGCCGGGAGGGCAGGAACCCCAAGGAGCUCUUCUCCUCUGUGGCUGCCAUGGUCCAGCACUACAGUCAGCACGCCCUACCCCUUGUGGACCGGCAGAGCGGCAACCGGCAGCUCACCUGCCUGCUCUUUCCCACCAAACCCUGAGGCUUACCAAAGGACUGGCAUCUGGGAGAGACUUGGCCAACUUGCAAUAAAUAUUUGUUGGAAGAAUUUUUGAAUCUGCUGAGUAAAGCAGAGGUGGCCUCCAUGAAGCUGCAAAGCUCUCAAGUGUCACAGGGCACAGACUGGGUGUCGGAUUCAUGAAGCAGUGGUGGUCAGGCCAAGGCAGGAAGGGCCAGCCCCAUUUCUUCCACUUGAUUGGGGUUCUUGACCUUAGAUGGUUUGUGCUAAGAAUGAGGAAGGCCAGUCCCUAGGGAGUGGAGUUUUGUUUUGUUUUGUUUCUGGGGUCAGGGUGAGGAAGGGGUCGGGGAAGACCCAGUGCUGUCUGCCACCCUAUUAAAUGAUGAGAAUACAGUGAAGUACUUGUUCACCACCUAUAUACUGUACAGUGUUUCCCCAGGGGGAGAUGAGCAAAAGCAGAGACAGGCAGACCCCAGGAAACAACUGGGUAUUGCAAACGCCGGUCCUGGUACUGAAAGCUAUGGGGGGCUCAACGCAGGCCUUCAGAGAAGGCCAGAGGCCAUCGAGCAGAGCUGCUUGACCGGGUGUGGCCCGGCCAGCCGGCCGAGACUGCAGGGCCGCGGCAUCUCCGAGAUGGGCCGGCCACUUGCAGGCGGGCGGGGCCGGGCGGCGCGGGGCUGGGCGGAGGGGCGGGGGCGUCCCCGGGCCCUGACGCAGCGCCCGGAACACCCCGUGCCGGAAGCCCCGUGUGACCGUGACUGCGGGGAAGCCGCGAGCGCAGCGAAACAAAGAGCGGGGCUGCGUCCGCCGGGCGUUCAUACCCUCACCGAGGGCCCGGACCCCCUACCCCCGCCGGAGCCAUCCGUGCCUCGGGACGGACCCGGGCCUGGCCUGGCAGGGAGGCGCCGGAUUCCUCUGAGGCCGGGGCGGAGCGCAGGCCCGGGGGGCGGGUGCCCAGGAACGCCGAAACGCCAGUGCGAGGCUGGGUGGGCGACGUCGGGCCAGGCUGGGGUAGUGACGGUUGUACCCGUCACUGCCGGCUCUGGCAAAU